This is a messenger RNA of Uloborus diversus, 1310 nucleotides long. RefSeq names its product cytochrome c oxidase assembly factor 7 homolog (gene Coa7). The record is from RefSeq and is a predicted model, not a curated record. Gene Ontology annotation, cellular component: mitochondrial intermembrane space. Gene Ontology annotation, molecular function: protein binding. The transcript is spliced from 3 exons. Lineage: Eukaryota; Metazoa; Arthropoda; Arachnida; Araneae; Uloboridae. Bases 36 to 710 code for a protein of 224 amino acids.
UUUUGAUUUGUUUUGCAUGAUUACGUAAUCCAAGCAUGGCUCUUAAAACUGAGGAAGAGGUUAAAGAAUUUUUGGAAAAUAUAGGCGUUGAAUACCGUUUUUCUUGCUUUCACGAAAAAAAUGCCGAAGGUUGCCAUUUGCUUGGUGAUUAUUUAGAAGCAUACAAGCAGGAUUUUGAGGCAGCUAAAAAAGUGUACCAGAGCAACUGUGAUGAGCGAAAAUAUGCUAGAAGCUGUUUCAAAGUUGGCAAUUAUGAUUUCUUAGGCAAAGGUUGUGUCAAAGACCUUUCAUCUUCUCUAAAGUAUUAUAAAACAGCUUGUGACCUCAGCUACCCAGAAGGUUGCUUACACCAAGGAGUCAUGUUGACUGUCCCAAAUGGACCUGACAGUGUUGGAACAGACUUUGUUGAAGGUCUCAAAAGUUUAGAAAAAGGUUGUUCUUUAGGCAAUGCCAUGGCGUGUUAUUAUGCAAGUGGAAUUCACAUAACUGGUGCAGAAGGAGUUCCAAAGGACCUGAAAAAGGCUUCAGAAAUGUCUCUUAAAGCGUGUGAGGGUAAAAACAUCUAUGCUUGCAUGAACCUUAGUCACAUGUACAGAAAAGGUGAUGGAGUGGAAAAAGACGAGAAGAAAGCGGAAAUGUUCAAAGAGAAAGCAAGAGAAAUAAGAGAAGAGAAUAAAACUUUCUCUAUAGGUUUACAGCAACAUACCUGAACUUAUAUUAUAGUUAUUGUUUUUAAAUUAGCAGAAAGGUGUCUUAAGAGCUUCAAUAACAUGGAUGUUCCUUUAAAUACUUCGCAUUUUAGAAAACUGUCAGAUUGUUGAAACUAGUCAUUUCUCUGGUUUUUUGAUUUUGGAAGGACUUUAAAAUAGCAGGUACAGUGUGGCUGUCUUCAAACUGAAAAUAAUAACUAAGUAAAAGGUAGGCUAUAAGAAACGUAAUCAAAAAUUCUAUCUCAGCUCAUUGAAACAAAAAGACUUGGACUACCCUAAUUUAUAAAUUUUGAAAUACUUUUUAAAAAAUGGUUGUGGUUUCUCUUGAUUAUCAUAUAAUUGGCACCAUGCUAAGCUAACGAAUGUGAAGAUUGGCAAUUUUCAGGAGAGCCAAAAUAAUUUUUUUUCACCUGACAUGUUUAGUUAUUUUCGAUGUUUUAAUUUUAUAGAUAACUUUAAGUAUAAAACUAUCCUUUGAAGUAGGAAUACCCAGUAGGUAGCCCUUUUUGAGUACUACAGCAAGCCAUCGAAUUUGAAAAAGGCGAUUGGCAAUUUUUCACAUUCUGCCAUAAUUUUCAAUAUUUAGGAGUUCAGUUCAAA